AUCGACUGAUUGGCAACAAUUAAUUUUCUUUUUCUUUCUUUAAUUUUCCAUUUUUUUUCAUUUUGUGUGUUGUGUGUGUGUGUGUGUGUGUGUGUGUGUGAGAGAGAGAGAGAGAGAGAGAGAGAGAGAGAGAUGGGUCGCAACGGCUUGCGGCCGAAGCUCGGUCAUCCUCGUUCGUCUAAGCAGUCGGGAAGGAUGGAGCCGAUCUGGGCAAUUGCCCAGAUCUGCUUGAUGUGUUUGUCGGCAUUUUUGAUUGCUUACGGCCUAGUAAGACUAGUUAAAGCAUCCCACACUCCUGAUCAAGACGUUAGCCACGUGGCUCGUUCUCAUGCUUCCUCCUGGUCUGCCGACGGCCACGGCCAUCUUGCUCAUCGUGCUUCUGCUCAUCUGCCCAACGACCCAUUACCUCCUGGUCUGCUGACAAGUAAGCGACCCUUCUUCUCCUCCCGCAGCGAUCGAUCCGAUCGCAAGACGACUGCCACGUCAGAUUUCCCGCCAACGUUGCCCCGCUUGUUGAUUGACACGUCAGCAGACAACGGAUCGAAUCCGCGCCGCCUUGUCGUUGGCAGCCGGUCUAAGCUAGGGAACCCGACUACGGUGGCAGAGAUCCCGACAGAUUUGAAUGGGAGUGGAGGGGGAGGGGGAGGAGGAAGAGGAGGAGGAGGAGGAGGAGGAGGAGGAGGGAGUGCAGAUGGGAGAGAGAGGAGGAGGAGGGGGGGGUGGAGUGGGAAGAGGAGGGGUAUGACAAUCGACAUCCCGACUGAGGAGGACUGUGGGUUCGUUGGGGGUGUAGGGGGGGAAUUUCACACUGGUGAUCGGGUCGACGAGGCAGUCGGUAUCCCGACAGACGUGAGCGUGCUAUCAAAUUCCACGUGGAAGACGACCACUCUGCAAUUGAUGGAGGAGAUCCCGUUCCUGAACGAGCCUGGGGGAGUCUGGACUCAAGGGUGGGAAUUGAAUUACUCAGGGAAUGAAUGGAACGAGGAGAAGCUGAAGGUGUUCAUUGUUCCGCAUUCUCACAACGAUCCGGGUUGGAUACAGACGUUUCGAAAGUAUUAUGAGUCGAAGACCAGGCUCAUUCUAAAUAACAUCGUCGCCGCUCUAAAGCAGGAUCGACAAAGAAGGUUCAUUUGGAUGGAGACGUCAUUUCUCCGGGAGUGGUGGGAGGAGUCUACUCUACAAGCAAGGAGAGAUCUCCAGAGUUUGGCACUCUUGGAAAUCACCUACUCGCGACACCUUCAAUAUCACCACAUACCGUUUGACGAGUACAAGGAGAUGAUUGUACGACGCAUUGCCACAUAGCUCACUUCAGAACGGGAGUGGUUCUACACAAGGAACCUCAAACGGCACAUCUGAGGUAAGACGGCGCCUGUGAACAGAUUUGAGA
Chara braunii is the source of this 1387-nucleotide messenger RNA. NCBI's taxonomy places the organism in Eukaryota, Viridiplantae, Streptophyta, Charophyceae, Charales, Characeae. The record is from the annotation of a GenBank genome assembly.